CAUUGGGUUAUUCAAAGCUCUACUUAAAGCCAAUUUCGAACUAAGACAACAUUUCUGAAUAACAAUAAUAUUAGAAUAAAUGUAAUGGAAAUGACAAAGAGAUUUUACAGUAAUUUAAAAUUAACGUGCGCAACUGCUGUCUUUUUAUCUUAGAACUUAAGUUCUGUUAUCAUCGUUUCCUGAAAUACAGUAUUAAAGGGAAAAAAUACUAAAAUCAAUAUUUUCAUGCUGACCACAGCCCACAGUCUCGAAUGAGAUGUUACAGCUCAAAAACUAAGACAUUUACAUUCCGUUAAAAAGAAAACAGAAAAUGAAUGCGAAUUAGGAAACUAUUCUAUUUUUUUAUUCAACCUGCGCCUUCUUCAAAUGUUUUCAAGAUAUGUUUAAAGGUACUCUGUGAAGGAAAAAAUAUCGAAUUCAAGUUAACAGGAAGACGAAACAAUGGUACUGAAAAUUAAUUAAAUAUCAAAAGCAACGUAUGAGGUUCAUUUUCAUAUCAUUGAUUUUAGGAAAAGAGAGGAUUUUAAAUCUUUGAAGUAAAACCAUCUUAUCAGAAAAUUAAAAAAUAGAUGAAAAACAUUUUUUGCGGAAUAUUAAGGAUUUUUGUUAUAGAGCUCUCAGAAAUGCAUUAAGAUAAGUAAAAUAAUCGUCUCUGAGAAUUAAUAAGAUAUUUUUAAUGAUGGAAAAUAAAAAGCAAUGGAAGAGGUGAAAAUUAUCUGAGGUUUGCGAAUAAAAUUUUUAAUACUUAAAAACGUAGGAAAUUAGCACUGUAUGUAUUACUUCAGAGAAUAUUCAAUAACAAUUCUCAUAUGAUUGAAAGCUCUCAUACAUUUCUCUAAACGUGCUCCCACAUAAACAGAAUUUUCUUAACUCGCUUCAGAUAUAAAUUCAGAGGACAUUUCUUCGAGAUUUAACAGCAAGAAAUGUAGGAGAUCUAGAACAGAACCUACACUAGUUUUCAUAAAGCUAUUCUUUACGAAAAUUGAAUUUUAUUUCCUAUAGAUAUUGAAACGAAUUACCAAACGUAUGAUUUCAAAGAAAAUUUAAUGAUAUGUCUCUCAUGGUCCCGAAAAUACUGUGACAGAAGCACCCUAAAGAAUAUUCAUACAAUUCUGUAAUCAAGGUGUUUCUUUAAAGGAAGAAUCCUAAUGAAGAAAUUCCUUUGAAGAAAGUUCUACAUUUAAAACCAAAAUAUAUUUUUAAGUGUUCAUUAAUUUGAAGUUGAAAUUUUAUAAAUACCUAGAGAAAAACCGUUCCAGAAACCUGUGUUUAUAUUUUAGUUAACCAUGCAUAGUGAUUUGGAUUACAACCCAAAUACUGUAUUUCUGCCAUCUGAACCACUUCAGCAACAACAAGGACCCGGGCUUCGGAACGCCAGUCCCACAAAUAGUAGUGUAAUGUGCACUAAUGAGUAUUGUGUAUCGGAUGAGGACUACAUGGAAAUGAUCGAAGCGUACAUAUUUCCAAGCACAUAUGAAUGGCUUUUGAUAGCCCUUCAUAUAACAGUUUUCUUUGUUGGGCUGAUAGGAAACGCUCUGGUUUGCAUCUCUGUCUACAGGAAUCAUUCAAUGCGGACAGUAACGAACUAUUUCAUUGUGAAUCUUGCUGUGGCCGAUUUCUUGGUGAUUCUCUUCUGCCUGCCUCCAUCUGUCCUGUGGGACGUGACUGAAACAUGGUUCUUCGGAAGUCUAAUGUGUAAACUGGUGCUUUAUUUGCAGAGCGUGUCCGUAUCCGUUUCGGUACUGACUUUGACUUUCAUCUCCAUCGACCGUUGGUAUGCUAUCUGCCAUCCUUUGAAAUUCAAGAGUACGGCCAGCCGGGCGAAGAAGGCUAUUAUCAUUAUCUGGUUUACGUCCCUGAUUCUGGUUCUACCGGAUGCUCUAGUCAUGGACACCAUGAAGAGUUCUGAGCUAAGGGUGGAGACACAUUACUUUACCGAUUGCACGUAUACCUGGAACAACCAUUACACGAAAAUAUACCAGUUGCUGAUAGUGUUCUUUCUAUAUUUUGCUCCCUUCUUGUUCAUGUCCUUCUUCUACAUUCAGAUUGUAAAAGUAUUGUGGAAUAAGAAUAUACCAGGAAGCGCGGAAGUUAACUCCAGGCAAAUUAGAACAGCUGUUGUAAAGAGCAGCGGCAAUGGAGCCAUCAGCCUCACUUCUGCUACAGCCACUUCGUCGUCUUCUUCCGGCAUUGAGACCCAGAUUCGAAGUCGAAGGAAAGCAGCCAAAAUGAUUAUAUCCGUCGUUGUACUAUUCGGACUGUGCUACAUGCCGGUGCAUCUCAUUAAUACGCUCAGAUAUACAACUGGUUUACCGCAGACUCAACUUACAACAGUAGCGUCUUUGAUAUCUCACUGGUUGUGUUAUGCCAACAGUGCUGUCAAUCCAAUUAUUUACAACUUCAUGAAUGGUAAAUUCCGACGAGAGUUCCGAAAGUCCUUCUGCUUUCUGUGCACCACAGAAGUCGAUACCCAGACACCAACAAUGACCCAAACUCUCAAGGGAGUUUAAGAUAGAUGAUUUGAACUGUCCAAAAAGACCGUUAUAUCCCUCAGAAAAUUAAAUUACGCAUGCAAUUGCAGAUAGUCAAAUAUAUGAGAUCGCAAGAUUUUCUUGAUUAUCCCAGAAACGUGAUGAUUGUGCAAGAUAGCAACGCUCCUAGGUGAUGAACUGUUUCCCGUAAGCUGAUGACAACUAGCAGAUAAAAGAUAAGAGAACAUUACAAGUAAUAAAUAUAUUGUAAAGUGCUUUACAAGUACAUCGAUUGUAAAAGGACAAGAUAGGAACAAGUAUGAUGGAUACCCAGUUUGUAAGGUAAAACGUUAGUGUUUAUGGACAGCUGUCCGAUAAGCAGAUCUCAUUCGAUAAAAAUUCUGAAAUUUGGAUCAGAAAGGACAUUUAUGUAAAAUAAUGUGCAACAGUUCUGAAAGUAGAGUGAAGCUUUGUUAUCUGCAAAGCACAAAGAACAAGUCGCAUUUCUUUAGAAAUAUUAAUUUAAUAACCCUUCAAGAAAUAUAGCAGAUUCAACUGUAAGAAUCAUUUUGAGUCUGCAUUUAAUUACGCGUAAAUAAUCACUUGAUCUUGAUAUCUAUGUUAACAUCAAUAAUCAUCUGAUCUUCAGAUUUAUGGUAGCAUCAACAAUUAUUAGAUCUUCAGAUUUAAGACAGUAUAUAUCUUUUCUAUUACAUGAUACUGUUGUAAUUAACAUAUUAAUGUUUUCUUGCAUAUUCGUGUUAACUAAUCGCAUAUCAAUAUUUCGCUGUUUUAAGAUUGCAUAUCUAUAACUUACCUUUUUAAAUUUCGACAAAACACUCGAGUAGUUUUAAAAGGUCCCUAGAUUUUAUAUAGAUUUCGCGUUUGAAACAAUGGACUAUAAAUAGCCUUUGAUUGUGGUAUUUUGAGAUAUUUCUCAAAUUAUUUAUGAAUUAAUUAAAGGUGUUAUUUUAUUGCGUCUA
Molecule: messenger RNA, 3454 nt
Organism: Stegodyphus dumicola
Lineage: Eukaryota; Metazoa; Arthropoda; Arachnida; Araneae; Eresidae
Product: orexin receptor type 2-like
Biological process (GO): feeding behavior; G protein-coupled receptor signaling pathway
Cellular component (GO): plasma membrane
Molecular function (GO): orexin receptor activity
Source: RefSeq, a predicted model, not a curated record